AUGCCCAGGAGGACAUUCAUUACGGCAGAAGAGAAGGCACUUCCCGGUCACAAGCCCAUGAAAGACCGUCUAACCCUACUGUUUUGUGCCAAUGCAAGCGGGGAUUACAAGGUUAAGCCUCUCCUCGUGUAUCACUCGGAAAAUCCACGCGCCUUUAAGAAAAACAACGUGCAGAAGAAGCUGUUGCACGUUAUGUGGCGGUCUAAUACCAAGGCUUGGGUGACAAGGAUCUUGUUCGUCGAGUGGAUGAACGAGGUUUUUGGUCCCCAUCCUCCAUCCGUUGAAGAGGACUUACUGGACAAAUUCAAGUUCAUUAAAGUCAAGUUCUUGCCCGCCAACACCACUCCAAUACUCCAGCCCAUGGACCAGCAAGUUAUUGCCAAUUUCAAGAAAUUGUAUACGAAGGCUAUGUUCCAGCGCUGCUUUGAGAUGACGGAAGGCACCAACCUUACCCUCAGAGAGUUUUGGAAGGAUCACUACUCUGUUUACAACUGCCUCAAUCUGAUUGACAAAGCCUGGCAGGGAAUCACCAGGAGAACCCUCAAUUCUGCAUGGAAGAAACUGUGGCCCGACUGCGUUGCUGAACGAGAUUUUGAGGGGUUCGAAACCGUCGAGAAGGGGGCAGUUGAAGACGAGAUUGUAUCCUUGGACAUGUCCUUGGGGCUGGAGGUUGACACGGACGACAUCGAGGACCUCCUGACUGAGCAUGGGCAGCAGCUGACGACCGACGAGCUGUUGGAGCUACACAAGGAGCAACAGAGACAGGUAACGGAGUAG
Messenger RNA from Macrobrachium nipponense, 777 nucleotides. RefSeq names its product tigger transposable element-derived protein 1-like. The transcript has a single exon. NCBI's taxonomy places the organism in Eukaryota, Metazoa, Arthropoda, Malacostraca, Decapoda, Palaemonidae. Gene Ontology annotation, cellular component: nucleus. Gene Ontology annotation, molecular function: DNA binding. The coding region runs from base 1 to 777 and encodes 258 amino acids. The record is from RefSeq and is a predicted model, not a curated record.